AAUCAUUCCAAUAUUUCAAGUGAGAGAAAGAAAACAAAGAAAAGAAAUCGUCAGCUUAGGCUCUCCGAACAGACAAAAACGAAAAACCCUCUUUGCAAAAUUCAGAAUGGCUAACAGCAAUUUACCUCGAAGAAUUAUCAAGGAGACUCAACGGCUUCUAAGCGAACCAGCCCCAGGAAUAAGCGCAUCCCCAUCAGAAGAGAAUAUGCGGUAUUUCAAUGUAAUGAUUCUUGGCCCAACACAGUCUCCUUACGAAGGAGGAGUUUUCAAGCUGGAAUUGUUUUUACCCGAAGAGUACCCAAUGGCUGCUCCCAAGGUUCGCUUCCUUACCAAAAUUUACCAUCCUAACAUCGAUAAGCUUGGAAGGAUAUGCCUAGAUAUUCUUAAAGACAAAUGGAGUCCUGCUCUUCAGAUUCGAACUGUACUUUUGAGCAUUCAAGCACUUUUGAGUGCUCCAAACCCAGAUGAUCCACUCUCUGAAAACAUAGCAAAGCAUUGGAAAACAAACGAGGCUGAAGCCGUUGAAACAGCGAAAGAGUGGACGCGAUUAUAUGCAACUGGUGCUUGAGGAGGAGCUUCGUGAUUCCGUAAUAACAAUAUGUGUAACUCAUUGACUGUUGAAUGAAGAUGGAAAAGAUGGAAGAAUUAGCUAUGAUAAAAAAUCGAAAUUUGAUGAUCUACUCUAUGAUUGUUCUUUGUUAAAAUGGGUAUUCGAAAUUGUAUAAUGAGAUCAUACACUCCUGUUACUUCUCUUUGAUCUGUUGUGUUGAUCUUCUCCGUUAAGAAGACAAUUAAAUUAAGAGGGCGUUUUCGUUUGGAAUAGAGCCUAAAACAUCUGAUUCUACUCUCAUUCCGCCCCUUUUUGGGUUUUUAAAUCUUAUGUUCAUUGGAAAACAAGUACUAUUUUGUUUG
Molecule: messenger RNA, 912 nt
Organism: Olea europaea var. sylvestris
Lineage: Eukaryota; Viridiplantae; Streptophyta; Magnoliopsida; Lamiales; Oleaceae
Product: ubiquitin-conjugating enzyme E2 36
Exons: 8
Coding region: 107-568 (153 amino acids)
Biological process (GO): DNA damage tolerance; protein K63-linked ubiquitination
Cellular component (GO): nucleus
Molecular function (GO): ubiquitin conjugating enzyme activity
Source: RefSeq, a predicted model, not a curated record